Striga hermonthica is the source of this 834-nucleotide messenger RNA. The record is from the annotation of a GenBank genome assembly. NCBI's taxonomy places the organism in Eukaryota, Viridiplantae, Streptophyta, Magnoliopsida, Lamiales, Orobanchaceae.
AUGAUUCUUGUGGAGUUUGCUAUAUUGUUCUCAUCUGGUUUUCAAGAAAAUCUUGAGGAGCUCAACCUUUCGUCAAAUCUUUUGGAGUCGCUGCCCGAUUCCAUUGGGUUUCUGUUUAAGCUGAAAAUCUUGGAUGUCUCUCGAAACAAGCUGACUACCCUACCCGACAGUAUUUCCCAAUGCAGGUUACUGGUUGAGCUGGACGCGAGUUUCAACAAGCUCACAUACCUCCCAACAAACAUUGGGUAUGAAAUGAAAAACCUCAAACGUCUAUCAAUCAGCCUUAACAAGAUCCGCUCACUUCCCACAUCAAUUGGCAAAAUGAAAUCCUUGUGCAUUUUGGACGCCCAUUUUAACGAGCUCCAUGGCCUUCCGAACUCGAUCGGUAAACUGAACAAUCUCGAGAUUCUCAAUCUCAGCAGCAACUUCAAUGACCUGACUAAGCUUCCUGACACAAUCACCGACCUCAUAAAUCUCAAAGAACUUGAUUUGAGCAACAAUCAGAUACACACUCUGCCCGAUACUUUUGGUCAGCUCUCGAGUUUGACCAAGCUCAAUGUCGAUCAGAACCCUCUUGUGGUGCCUCCAAAGGAGAUCGUGGCUCAAGGGGUUGAAGCUAUUAAGGCUUACAUGGCGAAAAGAUGGGUUGAUAUACUAAGGGAGGAAGAUGAGAAGAAGAAGCAAGUUUUGCAGGAUGAGGCAGAAGCUGGUUUGUUGACCCGAAGCACUUCUCGUCUGAAAUAUUACGUUGCAAAUAUUAGUGGGACCAUCUCGGAAUACUUGGGAGGUGGAGGUGAAUCAGGUGGUGAUUUUUAUCUGAAUCAGCAGCUAUAA